GCAGUUCUAUCUGAAGCAAAAAAAAAAAAAAAACAGUUACCUUAAUUUAUUGAGCUGAAAUUUAUGAUUCUGUUUGAAACUCUUGGGGGUUCUUGAUUUUCUAGACUAUGUGGAUGAUUUUCUUUAAAAUCUGGAGUUGUGUUUGGGGAAAAAUUGACUCCUGAAUUUAUGAGAAUUUGUUAAUUUCUUGACAAAAAUUAGAUUGUUUGUGGGUGCAUAGGGAGGGUUUUAAGGGAAAUUGAAUUUUUCAGCAGUUUUAGAGGUGGGAAAGAACUGGGGGUAGUUAUGAUUUUGGUUUGUUUUCACGGGAUAAUUGUUUGUCACAAGAAAGUUGUCAAGGAAAAGGUUUGAUUCUCAACUGCUGCAGUGAUUGCUGAGCCUUAAGUUUUUGCAUACCAGGUGUUUGUGUUUUUGUCUUCUUAGUAUUGGUUAGCAUGAUGAGUAUAAAGUGACAGUAGAGGUAUACGGUGUGUUACAGAGAAAGCUUUGUUCUUCCUAUUCAUACCUAUUUUGUGUUCUUGAAAUGGAUAAUUCUACAGUAGACGUGGACCUGAAAGCAGGAGUAGAAGUUAUCAAGGAUAAGAAUGGAAUUGAUCAAGUUCUGCUUCAGAAUUGCAGAGGAGCUUCAGCUCGGGUGAGCCUACAUGGAGGACAGGUUCUUUCAUGGAAGACUGACCAUGGUGAAGAAUUACUAUUCACCAGUAGCAAGGCAAUUUUUAAGCCACCAAAAGCUGUGAGAGGAGGGAUUCCUAUUUGUUUCCCACAGUUUGGAACUCGGGGUACCCUAGAGGAUCAUGGAUUUGCAAGAAACAAGAUGUGGGUCAUUGAUGAUAAUCCUCCACCUCUACACUCCAAUGAUUCCAAUGGCAACUCAUAUACCGACUUGCUAUUUAAACCUUGUGAGGAUGAUCUUAAAGUUUGGCCUCAUGGUUUUGAAUUUCGUCUUAGAGUUGGUGUGACGAGUGAUGGAUCGCUCAUCUUGAUAUCACGCGUGAGGAAUAUCAACUGCAAGCCUUUUAGUUUCUCAUUUGCCUACCAGACCUACUUUUCAGUAUCCGAUAUCAGUGAAGUAAGAGUGGAAGGCAUAGAGACUCUUGAUUAUCUCGACAACCUCUGCAACAAAGAACGCUUCACAGAGCAGGGCGAUGCAUUGACAUUUGAAUCCGAGGUGGAUCGAGUUUAUCUCAGCUCUUCAGAUGUAGUUGCAGUCUUUGAUCAUGAGAAGAAGCGGACUUUUGUUAUAAAGAAGGCCGGCCUUCCAGACGUAGUUGUUUGGAAUCCAUGGGAAAGGAAAUCAAGAGCGAUAAUGGAUUUUGGAGACGAAGAGUACAAGCAGAUGCUGUGUGUGAAUGGAGCAGCAGUCGAGAAACCAAUCACGUUGAAGCCAGGCGAGGAGUGGACUGGGCGAUUGGAGAUAGCUGUAAUGCCUGCAAUCUAGCAAAUUUCUGCUGUUAUUUAUGCAUCCAGAAACCCAGAAUGCAGAUAUAACUAAUUUAUUGGCCACUCAAAAUGUUAUUAGUACUAAAUGUAUCAUAGCAAUGAAUUGUGUGAGUGAAAAUGGUGGGAAUGUGUUUUAUCUUUUCCCCAGAUUGUUGUAUCAUCACUAUCAUGAAACCUUGUCAUAUGCAUUAAGGUAAUUCCAAAAACUCAA
Messenger RNA from Ipomoea triloba (trilobed morning glory), 1651 nucleotides. RefSeq names its product putative glucose-6-phosphate 1-epimerase. The transcript is spliced from 8 exons. Gene Ontology annotation, molecular function: carbohydrate binding; isomerase activity. Gene Ontology annotation, biological process: carbohydrate metabolic process. Lineage: Eukaryota; Viridiplantae; Streptophyta; Magnoliopsida; Solanales; Convolvulaceae. Bases 524 to 1438 code for a protein of 304 amino acids. The record is from RefSeq and is a predicted model, not a curated record.